AUGGAAGGGCCUCCGAGCCCACGGCAGUUUAAACCUCAUGUGCCGCUAAUCCCAUUACCUCCAGAGUCAGCUCCACGAGCAAUUCGGCGCGUUCCUGUUCUGAGAAGUUCAGAUAAAAUUCUUAAAUCAGGAAGAUUUUUACCAACACUUCCUAUUUUACCAGAACAAGGAUCUAGGAAUCCAAGAUUCAAGCAAAGAAACGCCAUUAAAACAGAAAUACCAAAAUCGACAAGAGUUUCAAUAAAUAGAUUACCAAAUUUGCCAAUUACUCCAGAAGAAGCAAAGAAAUCAUACAACGAUAUCUUGUCAUCAUUCGAGCAAUUCGAAAUCAAUCAGUUUCCUGAAAUUUAUUACAUAGGAAACGUAAAUAACAAGUUUACACAGAAUUUUGAUGAUAAAAACCACAGUUACAAAGUUAUUAUUGGUGAUCACCUUGCUUACAGAUACGAAAUUCUGCUGGUUCUUGGUAGCGGCGCAUUUGGAAAAGUUGUCAAGUGUUUUGACCACAAAAAUAAAGUUCUUGUUGCAGUUAAGAUCAUUAUAUCCACCCAGCAAAUGGCGGAACAGUCUAAAAUAGAAGCAUCUUCACUAGCAAAAGUAAAUAAAAUUGAUACAAAUAAUAUUGUUCGCGCGUACGAUUUCUUUGUAUUCAGAAACCAUCCUUGCAUUACAUACGAGCUAUUGGGAUCCAGUCUUCGAGGUCAGCGCGUUAUUACUCCCAGUAUUAAACCAAUUUGUUACCAAAUCUUUUCAGCUUUGGCAUCUCUCAAGAAAUGUGGAAUAAUCCACUGCGAUAUCAAACCAGACAAUCUAUUGUUCAUCCAGGAUACUACAAAAGUCAAAUUAAUUGAUUUUGGAACUUCUUGUAUUUCUGGACGACAAAUUUUCACUUAUAUACAGUCUAGAUUCUACAGAGCACCUGAGGUAAUAUUGGGAUGUGGUUAUGGCCAUGAAAUAGACGUUUGGAGUGCUGCAUUAGUUUGUAUCGAAUUAAUUACAGGAAAACCUUUGUUCCCUGGAUCAAAUGAAGUUGAUAUGCUUAGAUUAUUUAUAGAGUUCAUGAAAUAUCCUCCAAUUGAGCUCCUAAGGAAGUCUUCCAGAGUUUUAAAUUUCUUUGACGAUAAAUACCGUCCUUUAUUCCAUGUAAAGCCAGGAACUAAGAAUAUAUUAGAUUUUGUUGGAUCAAUUGAUCCUCAAUUCUAUGAUUUAUUGACUCAUUGUUUGAGAUGGCUUCCUUCUGAGAGAUUUACGCCAGAACAAGCUCUUGCACAUCCAUAUUUCAGCGAUAUAGUUCCACAGUCAAAUCUUCCAGAUCUCAGAGCUUCUUACAAAGGAGAAACUCUCGGAUAA
Trichomonas vaginalis G3 is the source of this 1350-nucleotide messenger RNA. Its product is annotated as protein kinase protein. Gene Ontology annotation, molecular function: protein serine/threonine kinase activity; protein serine/threonine/tyrosine kinase activity; ATP binding. The transcript has a single exon. Gene Ontology annotation, biological process: peptidyl-threonine phosphorylation; peptidyl-serine phosphorylation. NCBI's taxonomy places the organism in Eukaryota, Parabasalia, Trichomonadida, Trichomonadidae. The coding region runs from base 1 to 1350 and encodes 449 amino acids. The record is from RefSeq and is a predicted model, not a curated record.